This is a messenger RNA of Lontra canadensis (Northern American river otter), 2142 nucleotides long. It is a transcript of the gene MTRF1, whose product is annotated as mitochondrial translation release factor 1. Lineage: Eukaryota; Metazoa; Chordata; Mammalia; Carnivora; Mustelidae. The record is from RefSeq and is a predicted model, not a curated record. The coding region runs from base 361 to 1698 and encodes 445 amino acids. Gene Ontology annotation, molecular function: translation release factor activity. The transcript is spliced from 10 exons. Gene Ontology annotation, biological process: translational termination.
CCAGAAGUCCGCUUUUGUCCCAGAGCUUGGCGGCCAGCCUGUGCACAAAAUACAACUCCCAGGAUUCCCCGGGAGGAGCUCCCGGAAGUUGUAGUUCAUUCUACUUUCCGCUACCGCCCACCCUACCUAUCUUGUGGGAACCCGCGCCCUGGGCUCCGGCUCCGGAUGAGUACCUCCCGUAGUCAUCUCUUAGGAUUUUCUUUAUUGCCUUGUCUUUUUAUUUAUUUUUCUUUCUCGAUUUGUCAUUUUUCUCUCGGGUUUCCCCUGUUAGCUGUUACGCACGCCCAAGGACGACCGUUCAAGAGAAGCUGAGAGCAAGCGUUAACCCGGAAGGAGUGACCCGGAAGUGAAAAUGCUGAGAUGAAUCGUCACCUGUGUGCUUGGCUUUUUAGACAUUCAUCUCUUAAUGGUCCUCUCCAGUACCACUUCCAUCCCCAAUCUCAUCAGGUUACACAGAUCCAUUUUGAUACAAGGCUGUGGAUUUUUAGACAAAGCAGGAAUCCCAUUCUCCACCAUCUGUUAAAUAAGAAUUGUCCCAGGAGAUACUGUCAUCAGUCCAAGAUGCUGUGGAAGCAUAAAGCACUACAGAAAUAUAUGGAGGACCUGAACGAGGAGUACAGGACUCUUGACGACUGUUUGCAGCAUAUGUCUGUGAAUGAAGGGGACCGGAAGUCCCUGAAUCGAAGGCAUGCUGAGUUGGCGCCACUUGCAGCCAUUUACCAAGAAAUUCAGGAGGCUGAACAAGCAAUUGAAGAAUUAGAUUCAAUGUGUAAAAGUCUAAAUAAACAAGAUGAAAAGCAGUUACAAGAACUCGCAUUGGAAGAGAGGGAAACCAUCGCUCAAAAAAUCCAUAUGUUAUACAGUGAGCUUUUCCAGAGUCUAGUGCCAAAGGAGAAAUAUGACAAAAAUGAUGUUAUUUUAGAGGUGACAUCUGGAAGAACUACUGGAGGUGAUAUCUGCCAACAGUUCACUCGUGAAAUAUUUGAUAUGUACCAGAAUUAUUCAAGCUAUAAAAACUGGAAAUUUGAACUCCUGAAUUAUACACCAGCUGAUUAUGGUGGGCUGCAUCACGCAGCUGCCCGAAUUUCUGGUGACAGUGUCUACAAGCAUCUGAAGUAUGAAGGUGGGAUUCACCGAGUUCAGCGAAUCCCUGAGGUGGGCCUGUCAUCAAGGAUGCAGCGCAUUCACACGGGAACCAUGUCUGUUAUCGUCCUCCCUCAGCCAGAUGAGGUAGAUGUGAAGGUGGACCCGAAGGAUUUGCGGAUAGAUACAUUUCGAGCCAAAGGAGCAGGAGGACAGCAUGUUAAUACAACAGAUAGUGCUGUCAGACUUGUCCAUAUCCCCACAGGGCUUGUAGUAGAAUGCCAACAAGAACGAUCACAGAUUAAAAAUAAAGAAAUAGCUUUGCGUGUGUUGAGAGCUAGACUCUACCAGCAGAUGAUUGAGAAAGACAAGUGUCAGCAACAAAGUACUAGAAAACUGCAGGUGGGAACAAGAGCCCAGUCAGAGAGAAUUCGGACAUAUAAUUUCACCCAGGAUAGAGUAACUGACCACAGAAUAGCAUACGAAGUUCGUGAUAUUAAGGAAUUUUUAUGUGGGGAGAAGUGUCUGGAUCAGCUAAUUCAGAGACUCCUUCAUUCAGCAGAUGAAGAAGCCAUUAUUGAAUUUUUGGACAAAAACCUUAAAUCAGCAAAAUAAGUGCAGAUUUAUUAUUUUUUAUUAUAUAAAGGAAAUGGACCUAUAUCAAGAAGCAGCUGUUUAUAAAGUACAGCUAAAAUUACACAGGACGUACAAAUAUAUUUUUUAAUGAGUAAGUCACAUUUCUUGACUCAAGAGCUUAUAAAGUACAGUCCAACUCUUCAAGCAGAAAAUAAGGAUGCACUGUUGAAAAGAGAAAUGAAAUUUUGAAAAUUGAUUAUGUGAUACAGGCUUAUAAACUUUGUAAACCCAUAUUUCAAGAAAAGUAUUGUAAAUCAUAUUAAAAUUAGGCUUUUAACUACUACUUUUAAACAAACAAAUACAAAAAUUGUGAAGAAUGGGAGUCACUAACAGCAUCUCCAGGAUAUAGAUUGUAGAGCUCUUGGAGAGUGGAACUAAUUCUGUACUGUAUAAACUACAAGCCAAUAUUUAAAGUGAACUCUC